Lynx canadensis (Canada lynx) is the source of this 2913-nucleotide messenger RNA. It is a transcript of the gene HOMEZ, whose product is annotated as homeobox and leucine zipper encoding. The record is from RefSeq and is a predicted model, not a curated record. The transcript has 2 exons. Gene Ontology annotation, molecular function: DNA-binding transcription factor activity, RNA polymerase II-specific; DNA binding. Gene Ontology annotation, cellular component: nucleus. The coding region runs from base 101 to 1738 and encodes 545 amino acids. NCBI's taxonomy places the organism in Eukaryota, Metazoa, Chordata, Mammalia, Carnivora, Felidae. Gene Ontology annotation, biological process: regulation of transcription by RNA polymerase II.
GGCCCUCCGCGCGGGUGGGCUUGGAGCAGGCCGCACCGGGCGGGAACCCCACUCCCACCCCGGAGGCCCCCUGCCCUUUCUCCCCCUUUCCCCCCGGCCCAUGGUGCGAGGCUGGGAGCCGCCGCCCGGGCCGGACCGCGCUAUCUCUGAAGGGCACAAGUCAGAAAGCACCAUGCCUCCUAAUAAAGAGGCCAGCAGUCUUAAUAGCUCCCCCGCGGGGCUCAUCUGCCUCCCUCCAAUCUCCGAGGAGCUACAGCUUGUGUGGACCCAGGCAGCCCAGACCAGUGAGCUGGAUGGCAAUGAACACUUGCUACAAACCUUCAGCUACUUUCCCUAUCCCAGUCUAGCAGACAUUGCUCUUCUCUGCUUACGCUAUGGGCUGCAGAUGGAAAAAGUCAAGACUUGGUUCAUGGCCCAGCGCCUCCGCUGCGGCAUUAGUUGGUCAUCUGAAGAAAUAGAAGAGACUCGAGCCCGAGUGGUCUACCAUCGGGACCAGCUCCAUUUCAAAUCCCUUCUCUCUUUUACUCAUCACGCAGGGCGGCCCCCUGAGGAGGUGCCUCCUUCUCCAGUGCCACCUCCAGAACAAAUGGGUCUUGGAAUAGUGCCCUUGACUCUUAGCGAGCCUACCCAGAUGAAAGGAUUGAAGGUAGAGCCUGAGGAGUCCUCAGAGCUGCUGAGUCACCAGAAAGCAAAGGAACCCCUGAUGGCACCUGGCAGUGGGACAUUCUCCCACCAAUCAGAUUUUUGGCAGGAUCUUCAAAGCAGUGGCCUCUCUAAGGAGCAGGCAGGCAAGGGUCCCAAUCAGUCACAUGGCCUAGGUUCUGCUUCCUGGAACCACUCCACAGCUGUCCACCAGCCACGUGCUCGGGAUAAGCCCCCACCAAUCUCAUUACUUGCCAGUAGUUGUAAGCAGGAGUCAGCAUCUAUUAUGACUCCUUCUUCUUCCUCUACCUCUUCCACUUUCCAGGUACUGGCUAAUGGAGCUACUGCCACCUCUAAACCCCUCCAGUCAUUGGGCUGUAUCUCACAGCCACUGUCACCCAAUGAACAGGCACUGCCCCCACAUCUGGAGCCAGCCUGGCCCCAGGGGCUAAGACAUAACUCAGUACCAGGUAGGGUUGGCCCUGCAGAGUACCUUUCCCCAGAUAUGCAACGCCAGCGAAAGACCAAGCGCAAAACCAAAGAGCAGCUGGCUAUCCUCAAAUCUUUCUUUUUACAGUGCCAAUGGGCACGGCGUGAGGAUUACCAUAAAUUAGAACAGAUCACUGGCUUACCUCGGCCUGAGAUUAUUCAGUGGUUUGGUGACACACGCUAUGCUUUGAAGCAUGGGCAACUAAAAUGGUUUCGGGACAACGCAGUACCUGGUGCCCCUAGUUUCCAGGACCCAGCAAUUCCCACACCCCCACCUUCAACCCGCUCCUUGAAUGAAUGGGCUGAGACACCACCUUUGCCAAACCCCCCACCCCCACCGGAUAUACGACCCUUGGAGAGGUACUGGGCAGCCCACCAACAGCUUCGGGAAAGUGAUAUCCCUCAACUGAGUCAGGCAUCAAGGCUUAGCACCCAGCAGGUACUGGAUUGGUUUGACUCUCGUUUACCUGAGCCAGCUGAGGUGGUGGUUUGUCUAGAUGAAGAAGAGGAGGAGGAGGAGGAGGAGGAACUGCCAGAAGAUGAUGAGGAUGAAGAGGAGGAGGAGGAAGAUGAUGACGAGGAUGAUGAUGUGAUCAUACAAGACUGAGGGGUGGGGGAGGGGAGGGGAGGUCUGUUACUAAAAGAUGAACCAACUUAGUAACUGUUUAAACAAAGAAACCACUUUUUAAUUACCUUGUGGCAAAGAACUAAAAAGCUUUGUGUUCUUGAGGUUGGGGGAUGGGGGAUGUAGUGAGGGUGGACCAGGGAGGAUGACCAUAGGACCCAAAGAGAGGUGAGGAUUGGUUGGGCAGAAAUCAGGCCUUUAGUCUCGGUGAAGAGAGUGCUAAGGAUCUGGUCCAAACCAUGGGCUGGGAAACAGUUCUUGCUCUCUUCAUGUCUGUUCUUUCCCCUUAUUGUACUAAGGAGAGGCCAGACAUUGGCCCCACAUCUUUAGUACUGGAAAGGAGGAGUAAAGAAUUUUGAUUCAAUUGAUGAUUGUAGUGCAUCCCCCAGUCUCACCAUUUUCCCUGGAAUAUAAGGCUGCCUCACACCCCUUUCUUCUCUGAGCACGAGUCCGUGCAUAAUACAGCUGAGAGUCUUAGUGUGUCCCAGUCUCACUACAGGUAUUUUCUUCAUGCACAUCAACUUGACGCUGGGUUUUCCCUGCUUCAUUACUGAGUUGCACAGGUAGCAGAAUGUUUUCACUUCUGAUACUGGGACCAUUUUGCCUUGUACUUUUUAAUCUUUUUCCAAAAUCCCUCAUUCUGUUGGCUAUUUGUCUCAGGGUAAAUCUUCCCCAUGGAGCUUGUGAAAAAGUUUAAUAAUUGGGUGGAGAAUAAUUUAGACUGGAUAUUUAUUGGAUGUGGGAACUGGGGGGAAAUGUCCUUUUAAAAAGUAGAAUUAGGUUACAGAGGGAUAGAGGAGAGGGAUGAUUUCUACUGUUCAGAAGGUGGGUGCAGGUAGGUUGCAGGUUUGGUUUUACAAAUCUGAAACUUCCUCCUGCCUAGCUUGACAAAGACUAAUUUUUCAUCUUUUUGGUGUUGGCUCAAUGUGUGUCUAUAAUAGAGACUUUUUCCCCUCUUUAUAGGAUCUGUCUUGGGGACAGAGGGACCCUGGUCUUAACUGAACUGAUUAUUGAUGUUUUAGAAUGGUUUUCAUCAGUUGGAGUCAGAUAUAAAGAUAUCAAUGGGUUAACCAUCUAGAAAUAAGAGUGGAAGCCCCAAAUUGCUAGAAUAAUAAAAGGCCAAAAAUAAAAUUGUUUCUCCUCCACUUUGCCACUUC